Podarcis raffonei (Aeolian wall lizard) is the source of this 612-nucleotide messenger RNA. It is a transcript of the gene C18H19orf25, whose product is annotated as chromosome 18 C19orf25 homolog. Lineage: Eukaryota; Metazoa; Chordata; Lepidosauria; Squamata; Lacertidae. Bases 105 to 437 code for a protein of 110 amino acids. The record is from RefSeq and is a predicted model, not a curated record. The transcript has 3 exons.
GCGGGGCCCAAAGGAGGGGCGGGGCCAGGAGGGAGGGAGGGAUUCAGGUGAGGAGGAGGAGGAGGGAGGAAGAGCAGUGCCCCGCCGGCAUCUGUUUCUGAGCAAUGACCUCCAAGGCCAAGAAGCGAGUGGUGCUGCCCACGCGCCCCGACCCCCCCAGCACGGAGCAGAUUCUCGAAGAUGUGCAGCGCGCCCAGCCCAACGACCCCGUCUUCGUCCUCCUGGCCGAGCCCAGCGAAGAUUUGCCCUCCCCAACCAAGAACGAAGACCCCGAGGCGAAACGCGAGCGCCUCUACCGGCUGACCCAGUCGUACGUGGAGAUGAACCACCGCCUCCAGAUAGCCUGCAGCCUGCUCAAGGAGAAGUGCGAGGAGCUCAAGCUGGCCGGAGCGACUCUAGAGCAGGGGAUCUUGGAGAUGAAGCAAAGGGCCUUGUGAGAUGACGCCCGCUCCGGGAGGCGGGCCAGCGACCAAGCGCCCCGAGCAGCCGGCCCGUAGCGCGCCCCCACUGCCCGCGGCAGCUCCAGCAUGCAUAAGCUACGCCACUCAAACACUGUCUGUGUGCUCGGUCUUGUGAAUGUGUCCCAAAGCAGCUGCUCCGUUCCACGCCGCC